Messenger RNA from Loa loa (African eye worm), 683 nucleotides. RefSeq lists its product as hypothetical. Bases 15 to 683 code for a protein of 222 amino acids. Lineage: Eukaryota; Metazoa; Nematoda; Chromadorea; Rhabditida; Onchocercidae. Gene Ontology annotation, molecular function: protein binding. The record is from RefSeq and is a predicted model, not a curated record. The transcript has 5 exons.
UUUAAGAUAGGAAAAUGUCAGAUAAUAUGUUCUCUCAACGGACGCGAUUGCGACAGUUUGAAUUAAUCGUGGAGAAGAAAAGUAUUUUCGUCAAUGCUCACUAUUUGGCGGAAUUGUCUCCUUAUUUCAAAAUGCUCUGUUUUGGAGAUAUGUUUCGGGAAGCACAGAAUGGUCGCGCUGAGAUAGAAGAUGAAGCAUACGACGAAGUUAUUGAACUACUUCGUUUUAUAUGUCCCAACGAUGAUUAUGUUAUCAAUAGAAAUAUCACGGAGAGAAAUUUCCCUCUGCUUACUCAUUUCUCAAAUCUAAUGCAGUUACGAGAUUUACGGUGUCAGCUUGAAAGUUACGUUGAAAAUGAAAUUUGUAUGGAGAAAUGUAAACCAAAGGAUGAGAAUUUACUGGAGAUGAUAAUUGAAGCAUUGAAUGCUUCUUUUCCAUCAGACCUCAUGGAUAUCAUGUAUAAGAAAUUGGCUCGAGUUGAUUUGGAUCAUAUUAAAGCACUUAUCAAAGAUCUUCCGGACCAUUAUUCGCAAGCAGUAUUAGAAGGUGCUCAAAAAUUUUUUCGUGUCUACCCUAUGCAGUUGCCGUAUCGAUCGUCUUACAAUUAUGAUCAAUUCCAGCUGGGAAUCUUUUACGAAAAUCUUCCCAAGCAGUGCAAAUAUAUUGAAAAGUUCUUUGCAUAA